AUGAACGUGAUCGAUGACUCUGGGGAGCAUGCUAAUGAGCUACUUGAAGCUCAUGCUCACGUCUGGAACCACAUGUUCGGCUUCAUAAAAUCCAUGUCCUUAAAAUGUGCUGUUGAAUUAGCUAUCCCAGAUAUCAUUCAAAACCAUGGCAAGCCCAUGACUGUCACCGAGUUGGUCGCUGCACUACCGACGCUCAACCCUACCAAGGCAUGCAACAUCUACCGGCUCAUGCGUAUUUUAGUUCAUUCGGGAUUCUUUGCACAACAAAAGCUUAGCGAUGACGCCCAAGAAGAUGGUUAUGUUCUUACCAGUGCUUCUCGUCUCUUGCUUAAUGAUAAUCCCUUAAGCGUUACACCUCUUCUGAAAGCUAUGUUGGAUCCUGUUUUAACAAAGCCUUGGGAUUUUCUAGGCAUCUGGUUCCAAAAUAAUGAUUAUACCCCAUUUGAUAUAGCUCAUGGGAAGACGUUUUGGGAAUAUGCUUCUCAUGACCCAAAGCUUGGUAAUUCUUUCAAUGAAGCCAUGGCUAGCGAUGCUCGAUUGGUUAGUAGCGUUUUGAUUGACAAGUGUAAGGGCUCAUUUGAGGGAUUGAAUUCGUUGGUGGACGUUGGAGGGGGCACAGGAACACUAGGCAAGGCCAUCGCUGAUGCAUUGCCAAACUUGGAGUGCACUGUGUUUGAUCUUCCUCAUGUUGUUGCUGACCAACAAGAUAGCGGGAACUUGAAAUAUGUUGGAGGCGAUAUGUUUGAGGAUGUUCCUGUUGCAGAUGCAGUUUUAGUUUUACUAAAGUUUUUUUUUAUCAAUAAUCUCUUUUUGACGUUUUUGUAAUUGUUUUCAAUUAACACUAAUGCUUUUGAGUUGAUUAAAUAGUGGAUAUUGCACAAUUGGAAUGACGAUGAAUGCUUGAAGAUUCUGAAACGAUUCAAAGUGGCGAUUUUAAAUCAAGACAAACAAGUGAUG
Messenger RNA from Hibiscus syriacus, 957 nucleotides. RefSeq names its product probable O-methyltransferase 3. NCBI's taxonomy places the organism in Eukaryota, Viridiplantae, Streptophyta, Magnoliopsida, Malvales, Malvaceae. Gene Ontology annotation, molecular function: S-adenosylmethionine-dependent methyltransferase activity; O-methyltransferase activity; protein dimerization activity. Gene Ontology annotation, biological process: methylation. The transcript has a single exon. The record is from RefSeq and is a predicted model, not a curated record. The coding region runs from base 1 to 825 and encodes 274 amino acids.